Molecule: messenger RNA, 991 nt
Organism: Zychaea mexicana
Lineage: Eukaryota; Fungi; Mucoromycota; Mucoromycetes; Mucorales; Lichtheimiaceae
Exons: 2
Coding region: 72-962 (296 amino acids)
Source: RefSeq, a predicted model, not a curated record
CAUAAACUUUCCCUUUCUGUCCCUUUUAUUCCCUUUAUCUUUCACUUUUUUUUUUCUCUAUUACGCUCAGAAUGACAGUGACCACGUACGACGAUUUAAUUUACCAACAACGACCUGAUGCAGUUGAAGAAGAUCUUGAUGAUGAAGACCUUGAAGACAGCAUUCCUCAAGUACUGAAACUGGACCUGCGGGGAUCACGUAUCGAUCUUGAACGAGAAAUCCUAGUCAGCUUACCUGAAAGUCUACUGAUUGUCAUGUUCCCCAAUGGCCUUGUGUUGGGCAGUGGUGGUGGUGGUGGCCAUGGCAACGGAGGCAGUCGAACGUCAUCGGAUGACCACGACGAUGGACAUGCAUACGACGACGAAGAUUCUAUUGAAGAAAUCACUCAAGUGGAUUUCGAUCCAGCAGCACUCAAGCAUGUCUUGGAAUGCUAUGAUCGUGCAUCCAAGAUGGAUAACAGUGCGUCAGCCGUCUCGUUUCACCCUUUGCUAAGCAAUAAGCAGCCCAUCAUUGUGUUGCGUGAAGAACUUGAAUAUUUCUGCGUGCCUUGUUCAAAGAACACAACAGCGACCGAAAAUACGACUCAACUCAAAUUACUGUGCGGUGAGCACUUGAAGCAGAACGACAAGAUCUUUAUUGCCCUCGAGAAGAAUAUUGCACGUGAAAACAACGUGGCAGAACAGCAUCUGAUCGAUAUGUUAUGCGACGCUGGGUUUGAUCGGCAGGACCGAUGGAGUUAUCGUGCUCUUGAACCAUUGCGUACCUGUGUCAUGAGUAUGGCGUUGGUGCUGUUGGAUAUGUCAGGUCCUGACAAUCCAGUGGCCACUGCACAAAAGUUGUUGUUAUUCUGGCGUAAACCUGCUAGGAAAUGUUGGUGGGAAGGAAAUACUGUUGAAAUACAAGAGAAGUCUGUGCGGUUAUGGGCAAGGCGUACGUGGACGUUGGAAUUAUCGCUUGUGUAAGAGGGCAAAAAAGAAACGAUUGCUUUAUU